AUGUCAUGGGACAGCGAGCAGGACGGCCAGGCGAGCACGAAUGCUAAGCGGCUCUCGGCGAUGAUCGACUCGCUCCACGACGCGAGCGUGGACGACUUUCUCUUCGUGCGGCGGUCGGUGUCGCCGGAGCGGGGCGGGUCGCCGGGGCGGCGGGUGGCGAAGCGGGAGAGCCAGGCGUCGGAGUACGCGGGGAGCAUCCACGAGGGGCAGCCGGUGUCGUACGUGGUGGCGAAGAACGCGGUGACGGACGUGCGGUGCGAGCCCAAGCUGCCGCCGCUGCCGCCGAAGGACGAGCGGGGGCGGCCGCUGGGGCUGGGGAUCCGCGGGGGGUCGGAGGAGGAGCUUGCGUUUCCGCGGGGCGAGAGCGCGAGCCCGGCGUCGCUGCGGCUGGUGCCGUCGCAGCUGCUGGGGGAGGGGCGCGCGAUGGGCGCGCAGACGCCGAACCGGUACAGCCUUCCGAGCGAGGUGAGCCCCCCGCACAUCCUCGGGCGGGAGCCGGACGGGGUGGGCGGCGCUCACCCCGCGCGGCCGAUUGUGCUCGACUCGGACGAGGACGAGCGGCCGCGGCCGCGCGUCAAGGCGGAGGACGACGUGGCGGCGCCGUUCCACUACCGGCCACGUGACGCGUCGCCGGACGAGGCCGUGCAGCCGCAUCCUGCGGUCUUCAGCUCGGCGGCGAGUCUCCGCCAGGACUCAGGAGACACGGACUCACUCCAGUCGAGCGUCAUCCCGAUCCUCAAGACCAGUGUGAUGGAGCGCCAGAAGAGCGGCAAGCGACCAGACCGCUCGUCUGUCUCGGAGUUCCAGCCCGUCAUACCAGCGCGGAACAAAAAUCGGCCCAAGUCGGCCGUGUUCAUCCAGCAGGGCUUGGAGAACAUCCAGCGACAGCUCGAGCGCGAGAUGAUCGGGGCCGACACGUCGCCCGGCGUGCCGUAUGCCCACUCCCGGGACGCCUCCGUGUCCACCGCGACGAAGUCCGACAGCUACUUCUCCGCCACAGAGCUGAACGAUCCGAGCAACGCGAACGACAAGUCGUUCGGGGAGGAAACCUUGCGGAAUGUCGACAGCGCAGAUCACAAUGGCGUGCCGUCCACCGGCACGCCCACCGACUUUGAGGACAACCACUAUCUCUCCAGGCCCCUACCCACGCUGCCCAACAGGGAAACCAGUGUCAACACGCUUACUCGCACCGCCCUUUCCGACGAGGUCUUCAACACAUCUCCGUUGGUGAUUCCAUCCAACCUGCCGACUAAGGCCGAGAAAGCGGAGGCCGACGAAGAGCAGUGGGAGGAUGAGUACAAAUUUGCCGAGGGUAUAGAGGGAGAGCUCGCCAAGCUCAGCGUACAGGGCAAGAGUAAAGAUACCAAGGUACCGUCUCGAGGGAAAGCUACUGAGCCUAGCACCAGCUUGCAGAGCAAGUCGAAAUCUAGCACUGCCAAGAACAAAAAGAGGAAGGACGUGCGCUCAUUUGAUAUUGAUACGAUCUCACAGUUGUUGAACGCUACCAAAGGUACACUCAUAGGUUCCGAAUUUGCAAAUCUCGGCAUCCGCACUGAGGAAAAGCGGGCGUUGGAGCGUCUUGUAGACUCUCUAUCCCGCCUCACUGCCGACAUGGUCGUGGACCCAGACCGUUACACCGAAGGGCUCCGCAGGCUUGAAAAGGCCACACGCGCAUUGGACGGCUUUUAG
Molecule: messenger RNA, 1689 nt
Organism: Eremothecium gossypii ATCC 10895
Lineage: Eukaryota; Fungi; Ascomycota; Saccharomycetes; Saccharomycetales; Saccharomycetaceae
Gene: NBA1
Product: Nba1p
Exons: 1
Coding region: 1-1689 (562 amino acids)
Source: RefSeq, marked provisional